GCAGCAGGAGUGUGACCUAAAGAACCUCAAACAUGCGUCAAUCCCGAGAAAAACAAACUUCAACAAAUGUCGGAUUAUAACUGUCGUAAACUUUCGUUUCUGCAUUAAAAACCUUCAUGUUUUAAAUCAAGGAUACAGCGAACAGUGUAGUUUAUCAGGGACUCAUGUGUGUGUGUUGUGGGCCUCUGUAUAAUCCAGCCUCUCUCCAUGGAUUACCAGUAGAGAAAAGCUGAAUCAAGUCAUUCUGCUGAAGGGAGGUCACGGCACGAUCGAAACAUGCCCCUUCCGUUCGGAUUAAAACUCAAGCGAACCAGGAGAUACACCGUAUCCAGCAAGAGCUGCCUGGUGACCCGUAUACAGCUGCUGAACGGUGAAUAUGUUGAGUUUACGCUGUCGGUGGAGAGCACAGGACAGGAAUGUCUGGAGGCGGUCGCUCAGAGACUGGAGUUACGAGAGAUAACAUAUUUCAGUCUUUGGUACUGCAACAAACAAAACCAGCAGAGAUGGAUUGAUUUAGAGAAGCCACUGAAGAAACAGCUUGACAAGUAUGCACUGGAGUCCACUGUUUACUUUGGAGUGGUUUUCUACGUGUCAUCUGUUACCCAGUUACAACAAGAGAUCACCAGAUAUCAGUAUUAUCUUCAACUGAAGAAAGAUGUUUUGGAGGGAAAGAUUCCUUGCUCAAUCGAACAAGCCAUUCAUCUGGCCAGCUUGGCGGUGCAAGCUGAUCUCGGAGACUUCCGAGGAAUUGACUCCCAGGAAUUCCUUCAAAAAAUUGUGCUUUUUCCAAUGCCAUGGAUCCAGGAUGAGAGGGUUGUGGAGGAAGCCACUCAGAAAGUCACCAUGCUUUAUCAAAACUACAGAGGUCUGUCUGCUCCGGAGGCCGAACUCCUUUAUAUGCAAGAGGUGGAAAAGAUGGAGGGCUACGCAGAGGAGAGCAUCCAAGCAAAGGACGGUCAGAGCACAGAUGUGAUUAUUGGCUCAUCUUUGGAUGGGAUCCUUGUGAAACACAAAAAUGGAAAACCUCCCCUCAUUUUUCGGUGGAAUGACAUUAAUAACAUGACUCAUAAUAAGUCUUUCUUUGCCCUGGAGCUCGCCAACAAAGAAGAGACCGUCCAGUUUCAGACCGAGGACAUGGAGACAUCGAAAUACGUCUGCAGAAUGUGGCUGGCGCGGCACAAGUUUUACAAGAUUAACAACAGCAGUCUAGAGUCGUCUGACGGUCCGUCCUCUGACGGCUCCCAGAGGUCCAUUCUUACUCUUUCAUUUCCUCGCUUUCCGACGCUCCUGCGUCCCUCUCUUUCUUCUAACAAGGGACAAACCCAACCUGCUCCAGUGAACCCGGUGAGGAGACGAUCAUCUACAAGGAUGUCUCUGCCCAAACCUCAACCGUACAUGUUGCCACCGCAGAUGCACUUUAAUGGUCAUUAUAAUGAACCAUACACAUCCUCACAAGAUAACCUUUACGUGAACAAUCAGAACGGUUUCUACUACCAUUCUCAGACCAGUCUGGACCGCUCGCCGCACGAGUACAACGGAAGGAUUCGUAACGGCAGCGUGUACAGCGCCCAGAGCACCAGCUCUCUCAACAACCCGCAGCACUACCUGCAACCAUCACCUAUGUCUUCCAACCCCAGCAUCACAGGAAGUGACCUCAUGCGGCCCGACUAUGUGCCAUCCCACCGCCACAGCGCUCUGAUCCCGCCCUCCUACCGCGCCACGCCCGACUACGAGACGGUCAUGAGGCAGAAGAACCUCGGAAUGGUACCGCCUGCCGAGCGUCAAAGCCAUUCCAUGCGGAACCUCAACAUCGGCAACUCUUACGCCUACAGUCGACCCGAUCCGCUCGUGUACAGCCAGCCCGAGAUCCGCGAGCACGGGGCGGGACAGUACCCGUUCCACCUCAACUACAGCUUCCACAGUCCCUCUCCUUACCCGUACCCCACCGAGAGACGCCCGGUAGUGGGUGCCGUUAGCGUCCCGGAGCUCACGAACGUCCAACUCCAGCAGGCCCAAGAAUACCCGCCACCCAACAUCAUUAGGAAUCAGGUGUACUGGCCUCCGCCCCCUUAUCCAUACCCUCACCCUCGACCUGCCAACAGCACUCCGGAUCUGUCCCGUCACCUGUACGUGAGCAGCAGUAACCCGGACCUGAUCACGCGGCGCGUUCACCACUCGGUGCAGACCUUCCAGGAAGACAGUCUGCCUGUCGCACACUCGCUGCAGGAGGUGAGCGAGCCCCUGAUCACCACACGUCGCCCGCACAUAAACAAGAGGAACUCCAUCGAGAUUGCCGGACUGGCAUACGGUCUGGAGAACAUGAGGCUCAAAGAGAGAAAGGUAUCUGCUUCUGCGGCCGAGACUUCGCCUCCCGUCCCCCAGCCGAUGUCUCCCACCACGCCCAACUCUGAUAUCAACAUCGUUCUGGAGGUUACAAAGCCAGAGGAGGCCACCAUCAAGGAAGACGUGUGCUACGGCCACAAAAAGUCGUUGUCUGAUGCCACGAUGUUGGUACACAGCAGCGGUGAGGAAGAGGAGUUUGAAGACGACAGCGGGCGGCACACACCGCAGUCCCAGGAUGCUGUGGGCGGACCCGAGCAUCACCUGCCACCCAUCGUUCGAUCCCUCGUAGAUCCGCCCGCUUACCCUUUCAGCCACAGCAUGGACACGGUCCUGACGGGCCCUCUCUCAUACCAGCCCCAUUCUCUCAGUCCUCUGCCCGCUCUUCCAGAGCCUGGACACAUGGUGCCCUCCGUAUCUGAAGGAGAUCUGAGCGGCCCGGGACGAUCGAAAUACAAGAGGGACAUGUUUAAAAGACCUGUCUCUGAUGUGCCAUCUGGGAGAAGAAACAUUGAAGGUCUUCCACCACCGGGUAUGAAGAAGGGACGUUCAGAUGUAAAGAAGGUCGGCCCCAUGAAACUGGCGGCUCUGAAUGGCCUGACUGUGGCCAGAUUACCUUUACCUGAUGACACUAAAGACGAUUCAGAGAACACAUCCAAUGACGAGCGGUGUAAGAUGUUGGAGCAUCGCGUGGAGCAGAAGUUGGUCUUCACAGAGUACGAGCAGAUACCCAAGAAACGGGCGAACUGUGUGUGCAACAUUGCUCUGAUGCAAGAAAACAACGAAAGGAACCGUUUCCAGGACGUUCUGCCUUACGAUGACACGCGUGUGGAGCUCGUGCCCACUAAAGAGAACAACACGGGAUACAUCAAUGCAUCUCACAUCAGGAUUACGGUUCAAGGUAAGGAAUGGAGUUACAUUGCAUCUCAGGGUCCUCUCUCCAACACCUGCCAAGACUUCUGGCAAAUGGUUUGGGAACAAGGAGUCGCCAUCAUCGGCAUGGUUACAGCAGAGGAGGAAGGAGGUCGGGAAAAGAGUUGCCGCUAUUGGCCUCGUCUGGGCUCUCGCCACAACACCGUUACAUACGGACGCUAUAAGAUCACCACACGAUUCCGCACAGACUCUGGAUGUUACGCCACGACGGGCCUGAAGAUCAAAAAUAUUCAGACGGGGCAAGAGCGAACCGUCUGGCAUCUCCAGUACACAGACUGGCCCGACCACGGCUGCCCAGAGGAUUUCAAAGGGUUUCUCUCAUACCUGGAAGAGAUCCAGUCAGUGAGACGACACACGAACAGCUCCAGCGAUCCAAAGAACACAAAUCUGCCGGUUCUGGUGCACUGCAGCGCUGGGGUGGGACGCACUGGUGUGGUCAUUCUGUCUGAGAUCAUGAUAGCAUGUCUGGAACAUAAUGAGAUGCUGGACGUCCCAACGGUUCUGAACCUGCUACGUCAUCAGCGUAUGAUGAUGGUACAGACGCUUUCACAAUACACCUUUAUUUACAAAGUCCUCAUUCAGUUCCUGAAAAACUCCAGACUGAUCUGAGUUCAGCGACGGCACCGCAAUCUCCAAUCUUGAUCUCUCAUCCCGCUGUUGUACAUGGGAUUGUGGGAUGUUCAGACCGGCAGCGUCCUUUGCUUCGCUCGCUCACAGUAUUAGUGAAGGGCCUGGACUUGAGCCGGGGCAAGUAUGAAGGAUUCUGCGCACACGCAGUGGACUCACUCACUAUUACCAGUAUUAUACAAGGAUUUUACCGUGGGCUUUACACAAUUACACGUGUGGGCUCGGCACUUUUUAUUUUGCUGUAUAUAGCAAAGCACACUCCUGCUGCACCUGUUACAUCAUAUGGCGUUUCAUCCUCUUUACUGGGUUACUCAAAAUAUUAUUUUUACAUGAAGGUGUAGCGGGAAAACAUUGUGAAGAUUACAGGUGGGAAGUUUAAGGUGAAUCUCGCGAAUACCACAUACUAAAUGUAGCAUUAACCCUGGUUUUAGUAGCAUUACUGAGGUCACACACCGAGCGAGAAGUGCUAUGUUGCAUGAAGGGCAACUCGCACACCAGACAUGCACCUACAAUAGGGCAAGCUUUAUCACUUCCAGCUGCAAAAUGUGUGGUGGUGUAACGAUAAUUCAUGCAGUUUGCUUGUUGUGCUUCUCAAUGAAUUAUAGCGAAAUGCAGCUACAUCCAAAAGCCAGAGGGCGCUCUUGUGAAGAAACUUAAUGUGCGCCGCAAAAGAAGUACCAUUUACAUGCUCAUCUUCAGAAAAUGGUUAUAUGCAUAUUUAUAUCUCUGUUCAUCAAACCUUUUCAGGUGUUUUCAUGAUAAUAAAGAAUAUUUAUAAUUAGCUGCGUUUUCGUUACCCUUUAAGUUGCGCAAAUUGACAUUACGAUGUCAAUUUCCAUUGGCUGUAUUUUUAAUUCGCAAUGUAAAUUUGUGCAAUUUGAAGGGAAGUGAUUUUAGAUACUUAUCAAAGACAUGAGAGAGCUGUGCAUAAUAUCGCCUUUGCCAUUCAGAAUUGAUAUCAGACAGGUAUUAUUGGUCUGUAUCACGAUUUAUCGCCACACCCCUAAAAAUAUGCAUUAGCAGCCUAUGUUAAUCGCUAACGGUUUUGGAAAAUUUGAUGUUAUUUAACGUUAUUAAACAAACUAUUUGAGUGCUCUGUGGUGCGGCUGGGAUGUCACCGGUGUGUGUACAUUCAUAGAAAAUAAUCUGUUUGAUUUUUAGAUGCAUUGCGCAGUGCUUCUUGCCCGGUGUGCGACCUCCUGUUUUUGACAUUGGCAUAUUUUCAUGACAAUUAAGCGCUAUUUCAAAUGGUUCUGUAAUUAGAUUUUUAUAAUUAAAUCUUAAUGCAAUACAUCAAAUAAUGAUGUAUAAGUCCUUUACAGUUUAAUUACAUUAUGGCUAAGAAUUAUAUUAUGAAGUAAAAUUGUCAUGAAAAUGUCACAAUGCACAAAAUGUUUACCGUUUUAAAGGUCAUGAAAUCUUUUUAAGCAAAAUGUAAUUUCUUUUUUCUGUGUUUUUAUUGUGGGGUGAAAUGUGACCCAGACGAGUUCAUAGCAGAUUUCGUGAGAUUUACUUUUGUUGGUGAAUCCCGAUACCCGUGUACCAGGAGUGUGACGGUUUCUUGAAAUGAAGUAUCACAUGCAGUGUUAUGUGGCGUGUUGAAGCUCGUGAGAUGUAUGAUCCGGUAUGGUUUACUGAGUCUCAAGCCAAAGACGGGACAGUUUACUUUGUGAUAGCAGACACAACCUUUAAAUAAUUUACUAUAUUAUGUAUUCAAAUUGUAUAUGAAACUCAUAUAAACAGAAAGGCUUUCUUUUUGCAUUAGGGAUAUGUUUGUAUUUCUGCAGCUUCCACCAGCUUUCUCCAACCCAACACACCAAAGAGCGUCGCACACGCGAGUACGGUCGAUUUAUUGUUGAGCUCACCACAUUAAACAUGAUGAUGGUCUACCAAAGAAUAUUCAUCCUAUCAUGUUUUUACUUAAAGUCUUAAAACACUGUGAAACUACAUACAUCGUGUUUGUAAGAGGAACAAAAAGAAAUAAUGUUUUGAAGGAUUAAGUAGUGCCAUAGUUUAAAUGCCUAUAUGUAAAUGUAUUUAAAAUGACAAUUAGGUCUUAUCAUUUUUAAUGACACUUAAGCGAUACAAACAUAAGCUACAUUCCAUCAGCAGAUGUGACGGGACAUAAUGUAACACAUAUAAUAUUGGUUUAAAGAGGACAUAUAAAAAUCAGAGUUUUUCCAUGUUUAAGUGCUAUAAUUGGGUCCCCAGAGCUUCAAUCAACUUAGAAAAUGUGAAAAAGAUCAACCCAGUAACUUAGUUUUUGUAAACCAUUCUCUGCAAGCAUGUGAAAAUAUAGCUCAUUGAAAUGUGAUGUCAGAAGGGGACACCCAAAAAUGCAAAAUUUUUGCUCACAUCUACGUGGCAAUUUUCACAUGUUAUAAUAAAUGAUCUGUCAGGUAUUUUGAGCUAAAACAUCACAUACGCACUCUGGGGACACCAAAGAUUUAUUUAACAUCUUAAAAAUGUCCCCUUUAAAAUGUAAUCUAAAUUUGUGUGGAGCCAGAAUAUGAGUUUUGUUUCUUAAGAUCCAAAAAUAUCUGGGUCAUAUUUCACCUGAUAAUCAUGAUUUUAAAGAAGUGUUUAGUGUGAAAUAAAUAUGUAUUUAAAUUUUGAAGUACAAUUGUUAAUAUAUACAUUGACAAUUUGUUGUACCAACACUGGUUAAUAACAUAAUGCAUAGACUUCAGAUUCUUACAUGCAUAUUUGAAUUUUCUGUUUUGAGAUAUGACCCAAGUAUUUUUUCCCCAGAUAUUUACCCACAAACCGUAUUUUUUGUUCUGAACAGUGCCUACUGUGUGUCCAUGUUGUGUUAAAUGCUAUAAUAUAGAAGUGUUUUCUUUUUUGUGAAGGACAAUCAUUUUGUUUUACACACUAUAUGGUGCAUCUGGUUUCUGCAUAUCAUGAAGUUUAAUGGAAUUUGUAAAAAGACACAAAUAGCCUUUAAAAGCACAAUUAUAAGCAUAUUAACAGUUAACAUUGUAUUGAUCCAGUGACGUCUCUUGGCAUUUAUCCCUCAUUACUUUAAGUUAAAAUCUUUGACGUGUUUUUAAAUAAAAGCACAAUGAAAUGGUGAAACUGCUGUGAUGUGUAAGUUAUAGCAUUCAUUAGUCUUUAUUUGAACUGGAAAUAAAAAUAAUUAAAUUGAUAGACAUUUUAUGAGCUGACUGGACUUUACAAACCCUUUUCCCAAGUGUUACAUGUACAUUAAUAGACAAUACUGUUUAUACUGCUGAUAAUGAGUGUUAUUAACUUUUAACCAUGUUAAGUUUGAGGUUAAAUGAAAUCUCAUCAGGUUUGGUUGUGUGGUUUGAGAUCUCAGCUGAUGUGCCGGUAUCAGAAGAGCUAAAUUAUAUCCCUUUGUAAACAGCUAUAUUUUUCAUUCAGAAAAUAAAUAUUUUAAAUGAUUCA
Paramisgurnus dabryanus is the source of this 7311-nucleotide messenger RNA. It is a transcript of the gene ptpn21, whose product is annotated as protein tyrosine phosphatase non-receptor type 21. Gene Ontology annotation, biological process: protein dephosphorylation. Gene Ontology annotation, molecular function: protein tyrosine phosphatase activity. Lineage: Eukaryota; Metazoa; Chordata; Actinopteri; Cypriniformes; Cobitidae. The record is from RefSeq and is a predicted model, not a curated record. Gene Ontology annotation, cellular component: cytoskeleton; cytoplasm.